This is a messenger RNA of Cyclopterus lumpus (lumpfish), 804 nucleotides long. RefSeq names its product chymotrypsin-like elastase family member 3B. Gene Ontology annotation, molecular function: serine-type endopeptidase activity. The transcript has 8 exons. Gene Ontology annotation, biological process: proteolysis. The coding region runs from base 1 to 804 and encodes 267 amino acids. Lineage: Eukaryota; Metazoa; Chordata; Actinopteri; Perciformes; Cyclopteridae. The record is from RefSeq and is a predicted model, not a curated record.
AUGAUGACAGUGGCGCUUGUCCUGCUGCUCGCUGCCUACGCUCACGGGUGUGGCACGCCCACCUAUGAGCCCGCUGUGAGCCGCGUUGUGAACGGGGAAGAUGCUCGACCCUACAGCUGGCCCUGGCAGAUCUCUCUGCAGUAUCUCAGCGGCUCCACGUACCGUCACACCUGCGGAGGAACCCUGCUCUCUCCCGACUGGGUCAUGACCGCCGGCCACUGCAUCGGAUCGCGUACGUACCGCGUGGUGCUGGGCGAGUAUGACCUCACCAAAGAGGAGAGCAACGAGCAGAUUAGACCUGUGGAGAAGAUCGUGGUGCACCCCAACUGGGAUGACAGCUGCUUGUCUUGUGGUAAUGACAUUGCGAUGAUCAAACUGGCCUCGCCCGUCGUUCUGAACGACAAGGUGCAGCCCUCCUGCGUGCCAGCGAGCGGAGAGGUCUCUCCUCACGACGACCCUUGCUUCAUCACCGGCUGGGGAAGAAUCUACAACUAUGGUCCCAUUGCCUCCAAGCUCCAGCAGGCGCUCCUUCCUGUGGUCGGCCACAGCGUCUGCAGCAGCAGCGGCUGGUGGGGGAGCUCCGUGAAACCUACAAUGAUCUGCGCUGGCGGUGACAUCCGCUCUGGCUGCCAUGGUGAUUCCGGAGGCCCUCUGAACUGCAGGGGCGGAGAUGGCAGGUGGUACGUGCAGGGCGUGACCAGCUUCGUCUCCUCUCGAGGAUGCAACACUCCCAUGAAGCCCACGGUGUUCACUCGCACCUCUUCCUUCACCAAGUGGAUCAGCGACACUAUGCUGCAGCACUGA